Diatraea saccharalis (sugarcane borer) is the source of this 2920-nucleotide messenger RNA. The record is from the annotation of a GenBank genome assembly. NCBI's taxonomy places the organism in Eukaryota, Metazoa, Arthropoda, Insecta, Lepidoptera, Crambidae.
ACUUACAGAGUCGUCUUAAUUUUAGCUGGAGCUCAGACACUAUAUGUGUUCCUGUUUAGUUAAUUCCGUCCCACAUUACUUUAUUCCUGUUAAAACAUAAACAACUGACUUUGGGAAAAGAAUUAAUAUUCAAAAUGGCGACGAAAACGGGUCUGAAGACGAUCGCCAAUGAGGAGAAUGAAGAGAAGUUUGGUUACGUAUAUGCAGUGUCCGGUCCUGUUGUGACAGCACAGAAAAUGUCUGGUUCUGCUAUGUACGAGUUGGUGCGCGUCGGGUACAAUGAGCUGGUCGGUGAGAUCAUCCGUCUUGAGGGCGACAUGGCCACUAUUCAAGUAUAUGAGGAAACAUCAGGUGUGACGGUAGGAGACCCCGUACUACGUACAGGCAAACCUCUAUCAGUGGAGCUCGGUCCUGGCAUUCUUGGGUCUAUUUUCGACGGUAUCCAGCGCCCUCUAAAGGACAUCAAUGAACUCACUCAGUCCAUUUAUAUCCCUAAAGGUGUCAAUGUGCCAUGUCUCGCUAGAGACCAUGCCUGGGAGUUCAACCCGCUCAAUGUUAAGGUGGGGUCUCACAUCACAGGGGGUGAUCUGUACGGUAUAGUUCAUGAGAAUACACUUGUGAAACACAAGAUGCUGAUUCCGCCCAAAGCGAAGGGAACGGUCACAUACAUCGCACCCGCAGGCAACUACAAUGUCACUGACGUGGUGCUGGAGACGGAGUUCGACGGCGAGCGCGCGGCGUACAGCAUGCUGCAGGUGUGGCCCGUGCGGCAGCCGCGGCCCGUGACGGAGAAGCUGCCCGCCAACCACCCGCUGCUCACGGGCCAGCGCGUGCUGGACUCGCUGUUCCCCUGCGUGCAGGGCGGCACCACCGCCAUCCCCGGCGCCUUCGGCUGCGGCAAGACCGUCAUCUCGCAGGCGCUCUCCAAGUACUCCAACAGCGACGUCAUCAUCUACGUCGGCUGCGGCGAGCGAGGUAACGAGAUGUCCGAGGUACUGCGGGACUUCCCCGAGCUGACCGUGGAGAUCGACGGUGUGACGGAAUCUAUCAUGAAGCGUACGGCGCUCGUCGCCAACACGUCCAACAUGCCGGUAGCCGCCCGUGAGGCCUCCAUCUAUACAGGCAUCACCCUGUCGGAGUACUUCCGCGACAUGGGCUACAACGUGUCCAUGAUGGCGGACUCCACGUCGCGUUGGGCCGAGGCGCUGCGCGAGAUCUCGGGCCGCCUGGCGGAGAUGCCGGCCGACUCGGGCUACCCCGCCUACCUGGGCGCGCGCCUCGCCUCCUUCUACGAGCGCGCGGGCCGCGUCAAGUGCCUCGGCAACCCCGACCGCGAGGGCUCGGUAUCGAUAGUGGGCGCCGUGUCGCCCCCCGGCGGCGACUUCUCGGACCCGGUGACGGCGGCCACGCUCGGCAUCGUGCAGGUGUUCUGGGGCCUCGACAAGAAGCUCGCGCAGCGGAAGCACUUCCCCUCCAUCAACUGGCUCAUCUCCUACAGCAAGUACAUGCGCGCGCUCGACGACUUCUACGAGAAGAACUACCCCGAGUUCGUGCCCCUCAGGACCAAGGUCAAGGAGAUCCUCCAGGAGGAAGAAGAUUUAUCAGAAAUUGUCCAGCUGGUCGGUAAGGCGUCCCUCGCGGAAACUGACAAGAUCACCCUCGAGGUCGCCAAACUGCUCAAAGAUGACUUCCUCCAACAGAACAGCUACUCGUCGUACGAUCGUUUCUGUCCGUUCUACAAGACGGUGGGCAUGUUGAAGAACAUAAUAUCGUUUUACGACAUGUCGCGACACGCCGUCGAGUCCACCGCGCAGUCCGACAACAAGGUCACCUGGAACGUGAUCCGCGACGCCAUGGGCACCGUGCUCUAUCAGCUCUCGUCCAUGAAAUUCAAGGACCCAGUGAAAGACGGCGAAGCUAAGAUCAAGUCAGAUUUCGAUCAACUACUCGAGGAUAUGUCUGCCGCCUUCCGCAACCUCGAGGACUAAAUUCGCCACAUACUGUAUCUAACACUGCAUCCGGCAACAUCCUGUAUAUACGCUCCAUUUGUUCCGAUCUUAUAACCGUACAACUGAGCCUUUAUAUCAAUCAGAAAACCUAGAAAAAUCUAAUGUAUAAUUAUAAAGAUGCGGUCUAUAUUAUAUUGUAGUGUAAUAUUAGAAGAUUAUACAAUAGAAACUAAUUUGAUAUUAGUUUAAAAGUUAUUUAAGUGUUUUUAUUUGUGUAAUUAAUAACACACGACAAAAUAUUGCCACGUGAAAGCUGCACUUUAUAUUUUGUAAUGCUCAUUAUUUAUAAACGUCACACUAAUGAGUGUUGUCACACGUUACUUAUGAUCGAUAUUACACUGUAAUUAUUCGCAUGCCGUUAUAAUACCGGCUCGUGAUCGUUGUAGGCAGCGGUGCGGGUAUCAAAGUAGUGAUGCAGUAGCGGAGAGUGGAGAUUGGUUAUAGUUCGCCGCCCUGUAAAUACCCCCGCGGCGUUCCGUGUUACUUAGUUGUUAUUUAUAUUUAAACAAAAAAUAUAAUUAUUAUUUGUAAUGUUUACUAAUGAAUUUUACCCGUUGAUAUAUCGAGUGAUUUGUUUUUGUCCAAUCAAUAUUGAAAAUGAAUAAUUAAUCCUCUUGCAUUCCACGUUAUUUUUAGUGAAAGUUUUUAAUUCGGUAACGUCAUACUCGUGAACAAUACGUUAUUAUUUUAUAAUAUAUAUUUAAACUCAGUAUUAUUAUACGAUUUAUAUUAUAUCGCCGCAGUAGACAGAGACAGCACGCUCGCCUAAUGUACGUAGUGGCCGUCGUUUUGUUCAGUAAGAUGUGUACAAAUUAUAAUCUAUGCAAUAAAAGUAUAUUCUUGCUGUUUGAAUUUCAUGUGACGUUAAGUGUUGAGAGGAGACGGAAGUUAAAUAAAUAAUUAUAUAAAUC